AUGUCGUGCAAUGUGCAUUUGCACCCAACACGCACUGCGUCCCUCCCUCCCCCGCCGCUCUUCCUUUCGCCUGGUCCCCCUCCGGUAGACCCCCUCCCCCCUCAGGGUCCUGCUCCCUCAGGUGUGUCCCAGGUAGAUGCAGUCGAGCCUGUCGAGGUAGCUGUUGACUCUGGUGCUGCUGGGGGUGCUGAGCCUGGGGGUGCUGCGACUGGGGGUGCUGGGCUUGAGGGUACUGCGCCUGGGGGUGUUGACCUUGGGGGUGCUGCGUCUGGGGGUGCUGAGCCUGGGGGUGCUGAGCCUGGGGGUGCUGUGUCUCGGAGUACGGAGCCUGAGGGUGCUGGGCCUGCUCGUGAGGCGUCUUGUGGUGCUGGGCCUGGCGGUUCUUCGGGUGCUUCGUCCCGGCGGGAGCUGCUCUCUCCACAGGAGCUGCGUGAGUGGUUUGCCCGGCGCUGGAGGCGUGCUGCUGGAGCUGGCGGUACUUCGGACGCUGGAGGUUCUGCCGUUGCUGAGGGUGCUGGUGCAGCGGGUCCCGGAGGUGCUCGUACAGGGUGUACUGGAGCUGCUGGGCCUACGGGUGCUCCUGGUGCUGGAGCUGGUGGUGCUGCGGACGCUGGAGGUUCUGCUGCUGCUGAGGGUGCUGGUGCAGAGGGUCCCAGAGGUGCUCGUACAGGGUGUACUGGAGCUGCUGGGCCUACGGGUGCUCCUCCUGCUGGAGCUGGUGGUGCUACUGGUGCUACUGGCGUUGGUGCUGCUGGUGCUCCUGGAGCUGGAGCUGCUGCGUCUUCGGGUGGUCCGACUGGAGCUGGAGCUACUGGGGGUGCUGCCGCUGGAGGUGCUACUGGCGCUGGUCCGGCUGAGGGUGCUGGAGUUGGAGCUGCUGGAGCUGGUGGCGCUGGUGCUCCCGUUGGGGGUGCAGUUCCUGCUGGCACUGGUGGCGCUGCGCGGCCCCGGCCGUACUUCGUUCCGCUCCUUGAGCAGGUUCUUGGUCUUCCGUCCUCUCUUGGUCCUGCUCCUCCCUUAGCGUGUCCGCCUCCUGUCCAGUCUGAGUCACAGCCGUGCCUCUAG
Molecule: messenger RNA, 1065 nt
Organism: Closterium sp. Yama58-4
Lineage: Eukaryota; Viridiplantae; Streptophyta; Zygnematophyceae; Desmidiales; Closteriaceae
Source: the annotation of a GenBank genome assembly